CACGGACUUGCGGACGUAUUGUCCAAUCAGAGCUCUUGAACUGAGGUGCGUGUAUUAGAUGCGACGAUAUGUCACACGUAUUGAGUCCACUGAGAACUCAUCAGCUGUCUGAAGAAGUGUGCGUAGUCUGAAGAGGCAGAAUGGGUAGAAGUUAUUUUGUAGAUGAAGCUGUGGAGGAAUAUCUUAGUGGGCUUCAGGCAGCUCCUGGAUCAUGUGUGACCGGACUCCUGGCUGGUCAAUCCUCUCCUCAGAGAGAUUUUGUGGUGCUGGCUGUGCAGACUCCUCACAGGGAGAGUGAGGGGCAGCCGAAGGCUUCGAAAGGGGUCGGCCCACUGGAUGACAUUGAUGUGGAGUGGGUCACAGAACAUGCCAAGCAGGUGUCCCGCAUGUUACCAGGGGGUCUUAGUGUUCUUGGCCUGUUUUUAUUGACCCCACCUGAACUCUCCAAAGAUGCCCAAAAUGCAUUAAAAAGGCUUAUAUUUGCCAUGGAGAAAUACAUAAUUAAGGGGAGAUUGUGGGAACUGUCAGAGGAGGAUGUGACUGAUCGAGUCACCCUGCAUAUCUGCUCCAAAACAAAGAAACUCGUCUGCAAAACAUUUGAUGUAAAAGAUCCAAAGAGUUCAGCCAAACCAGCAGACUGGAAGUAUCAGACCAGUAUCUCAUCGUCCUGGCCCAUGCUGACCUGCUCUGUUGAGGUAGAUCUGCAGAUCCCUGUGACAGGAUCUUCUUCUGAUAACACAGACAAGUGCAUGAAGGAUGGUCUCAGGAGGUGGGCUAAACAGAUCGAGGCUGCUUACUGUCUCGUAAAUGGCAGGCAGGCAUUAGAUGACUCUGAACUCAUAUCAGGACAGAAGAAGAACCCCAAAACAACCAAUCGUCAGACACUGCCAACACGGAUCUUUGUCUCAGACGAACAGUCAGAGCUGGAUGAGCGGAGCACUGCUCUGGUUCAGGUGUGCAGUGGCUCCAUGAGGGUUCGAGGGGUGGUUCACUGCAGGGCCUACAUCCACAACAACAAACCCAAAGUCAGACAUGCAGCACAGGCCAUUAAGAGAGACCUCAUAAACACGGUUUGCUUCAGAGUGGAGAUGUUUCUGGAAGAUCUUUUAAUAAAUGAAGGGAGUCAGAAAGGUUUGUGCAGUGGGCAGCAGGCUCUUCCUCGACGUGUGUUUGCACCGAUGCCCAUCUCUGGCCUGUCUGUGUGUGACUACAUGUUCCCAGACGAAAGUACGGCUGAUGUGGCCGAGCGUCUGAAAGAGAUGCUGGACUGCGAAACACCAGAAGAGGACAUAGAUACUAGUUUGGAGAGCAUAUUUUCCGCUAUUUCUGGAUCUGAGAUAACGGACAGCCAUGAUGAUGAUUCCAGUAAGCAUGUCAUCUCAGAAAUCCAAGCUGAAAAUCCCAUAAUUCAGAAAGCCCCUCAAUAUUAUGCGGGUGUGGCCAUAGCAGCAGCCGUUGCUCUCCUUGCCACAGUCACAUCUCUACUGUAUUUCAAUUAAUGGAAAAAGCUAAAACUUUUGUAUGAAUGAUUGUGUAACUAUGCCUAAGUGAGUGUGUAUGUUUGUAUAAUUAUACUCUGUGAUGUUAAAUAUGAUUUAAAAUAUAAUUGUAAAAAAUAUAUAAUAAGUUGAACUAUUAUAGAAAUAUAUAAAAUACAAUAUAAGGCAAAAGUAUAUGGAGACUCCUUGGCUAUUUGGGUCAAGCCAAAUCUUAAUGUUACACAAUACAAAUACAUUCUAGAGGAUUAUGUCCCCAACAUUCACUGAUGGGUUCAUUUUCUUCUGAAAUUAAAUGUUUUUUUUCUUUCCUCAGUAUAUUGUCACUGUGCCAUUUGUCAUGUGAUUAUCAAACCAGUUUCCUCUGGCUUCUGUAACAGCGCAGCAUUAAAGGCAUAAAGGAACUGUUCUAUUAACUUUAACUGAAUGGAAAAUGCCCUUGGCAUGAAAUAUAAUCACUGAAAACUA
Carassius gibelio (silver crucian carp) is the source of this 1964-nucleotide messenger RNA. It is a transcript of the gene odr4, whose product is annotated as odr-4 GPCR localization factor homolog. The coding region runs from base 141 to 1499 and encodes 452 amino acids. NCBI's taxonomy places the organism in Eukaryota, Metazoa, Chordata, Actinopteri, Cypriniformes, Cyprinidae. Gene Ontology annotation, biological process: intracellular protein localization. Gene Ontology annotation, cellular component: endomembrane system. The transcript is spliced from 14 exons. The record is from RefSeq and is a predicted model, not a curated record.